Messenger RNA from Lichtheimia ornata, 1269 nucleotides. RefSeq lists its product as uncharacterized. Gene Ontology annotation, biological process: proteolysis. The transcript has 2 exons. The record is from RefSeq and is a predicted model, not a curated record. The coding region runs from base 1 to 1269 and encodes 422 amino acids. Gene Ontology annotation, cellular component: fungal-type vacuole. Gene Ontology annotation, molecular function: aspartic-type endopeptidase activity. Lineage: Eukaryota; Fungi; Mucoromycota; Mucoromycetes; Mucorales; Lichtheimiaceae.
AUGUUACAUUUACUUUCAAAGAGUCUUAUUAUCACUUUUGCGGUGAUCAAUGGUGUGUCAGCACUUACGCUACCAGCCCCUUCAGCCAUUGAAGUGCCAUUACGACUUGUGUCUCGCCCCCAGCAAGAGGGUGAUCCAGAGCUACUUUAUCGACGACAAGCUGAUUCUACCUUGAUCUAUGAGCAAAGCAACUUGGAGCCUGUGAUUCAAGUGGGCGUUGGUACACCAGCUAAAGACUUUUACUUGGUAUUUGAUACUGGCAGUGCCGAUUUUUGGGUUCCUGGACCUUUUUGUACCAGUCGUCAAGGAUGUCCAUCGGGUCGCCGCUACGAUCCAUCAAAGUCCAGUACUCAUGAAAGCGUACCAAGGAGCCGAUCCUUAUUUAUGGCUGUAUAUGGGUCUCAAACGACGACUGGAGAAUACAUGGAGGAUACUAUUACAAUUGCAGACAAUGUGACCCUUCCUUCUCAAGAAAUUGCAGCUGUUCUUAAAACAAAAGGCUUGCUGUCAUCGGGGAAUGCUGGCGGUGGUGUUGUUAUUGAUGGUAUUAUGGGAGCUGGUUAUCCCACAUUGACCAUGUCAUCCACCAAUUACAACUAUCAAUACUUGCCGGUGCCUCAGCAUUUGUAUGAGAACAAAGUUGUGCCUGAGCCAUUUUUCUCGGUAUACAUUGAUGGUGAUGAUAGCCGUGGUGGAUCCGUCGUAUUCGGUGGAUUGCAACAAAACGCCGUCGCCGAUUCAUUACGUAAAACGCCUGUAGCAAAGUCGACGCAUUUUAAUGGUGAUGCUAAUCACUAUUACCAAUGGCGUGCCCAUAUCAGUGGAUUUUCACGCACAAGCACGGGGGAUAAUGCUUCAUCAACAAAUGUACUCAGCAUGGAUGAAGGUAGCAGCUUCCAUUUCGAUACUGGUACUGCUACAAGCCGUCUCCCAAAUGGACAAGGCGACAAGUUAGCUCGUGCUCUCUUUGGCGAUAGUCAUGUGACCCAUUUACGCAAUGUCUAUCUCAUUUCAGAUUGCACACAGUUCAAAAAUCAAAAUGAUUGGGUGUUGAGCCUUUCUCUCCCUGACACUGAAGGCAAUUCAUUCACGAUCGAGUUCAAGCCAUCCGAUUUACUCAUCGAUUACUUACCCAUUUUUGACCAAUGCAUGUUUGGUUUCAUGGAUGGCAACGAUUAUUUCAUUGGCAACAACCUCAUGAAGGAUUAUGCCACUGUCUUCAACUUUGGUGACAACACUAUUGGCUUUGCUGAUAUCAAUGAUGCAUAG